AUGAACUCUUGUUCUUUAUACCACUGUGCUCUGCACACUCUGAGUCUGGCAGUGCUUGUUGCUGGAAGUGUCCACCCAGAAUGUGAUUUUAUGGUAGAGCUGAAGAAAAAGGAGGCUGAAUGUCUGGAGGCCCCACAGGAGCAUGGAAAUGCAACAUCACCAGGUUGCAAGAGAACUUGGGACAAAUUGCUGUGCUGGCCAGAGGCAGCUGCUGGAGAGACUCUUGCCUUACCAUGUCCAAACAUCCUCUUUCACUUCAUGAAGGAGCCAGCUGGGAUGAUAAAACGAAACUGCACAAAAAAGGGCUGGUCUGACCCAUUCCCUCCCUACCAUGUGGCCUGUCCAGUGGAAGAUGAGAUUCCUCUUGAAGAACAAUCCUACUUUUCUACUAUAAAGAUCAUCUACACCGUGGGGUACAGCGUGUCCAUCACCUCCCUCAUCAUUGCUGUGACAGUUCUUAUUGCAUUCAGGAGGCUUCGCUGUCCCAGGAAUUACAUCCAUGUCCAGCUCUUUUUCACAUUCAUCCUAAAGGCUAUUGCCAUUUUCAUUAAGGACGCUGUCCUUUUCCAGCAGGAAAGCAUUGAUCACUGCAGCUUCUCUACAACCCAAUGCAAGAUCUCCGUGGUUUUCUGUCACUACUUCAUGAUGACCAAUUUCAUGUGGCUGCUGGUGGAGGCUCUCUACCUAAAUUGCCUGCUGCUCUCAUCCCUUUCUCAUGGGAGAAAAUAUUUUUGGUGGCUGGUUCUCUUUGGCUGGGGUUUUCCAACACUUUUCACCCUUAUGUGGAUAUUGACAAAAUUCUACUUUGAAGACACAGCAUGCUGGGAUAUUAAUCAAGGCUCUCCUUAUUGGUGGCUAAUCAAAGGCCCAAUUAUAAUUUCUGUGGGGGUAAAUUUUGUCCUAUUUAUCAACAUCAUCAGAAUUUUGCUGAAAAAACUAGACCCCAGACAAAUUAACUUCAAUAAUUCUUCUCAGUACAGACGUCUCUCAAGGUCAACUCUGCUUCUAAUUCCAUUAUUUGGAACCCAUUACAUUGUCUUCAACUUCCUCCCAGAAUACACCAGCCUGGGGGUUCGCCUCUACUUGGAGCUCUGCAUUGGAUCUUUUCAGGGGUUUAUUGUGGCGGUUCUCUAUUGUUUCCUGAACCAAGAGGUGCAAACGGAGAUCGGCCGGAGGUGGCACGGGAAGAGGUUUGGGUUUGUGCCAGUGUGGAGGAGAACCAGGUGGACUGUGCCAUCCAGCUCUGGGGUGAAAAUGACCACUUCUGUGUGCUGAAAAGGGCCUGAGGACAUGGAGGGGAAAAAACCCCACCAACAAAACCAAACCCAAACAAUAAGCAAACAAAGUUUUACCAAACAUAACUCGUUUAUCAUGAGUCAGUUGGAGGAGGAUCCCCUUCUGCAGUUCUGACCACUACAAACAUAGAAAUGCCUAUUCUG
Molecule: messenger RNA, 1439 nt
Organism: Ficedula albicollis (Collared flycatcher)
Lineage: Eukaryota; Metazoa; Chordata; Aves; Passeriformes; Muscicapidae
Gene: GHRHR
Product: growth hormone releasing hormone receptor
Exons: 13
Coding region: 1-1275 (424 amino acids)
Biological process (GO): adenylate cyclase-activating G protein-coupled receptor signaling pathway; cell surface receptor signaling pathway; positive regulation of cell population proliferation
Cellular component (GO): plasma membrane
Molecular function (GO): G protein-coupled peptide receptor activity; growth hormone-releasing hormone receptor activity; growth factor binding
Source: RefSeq, a predicted model, not a curated record